AAGAGUUUGCACCAUUGCGUGGCCUCGUUCUGACUUGUUCUGCCUCAGUGAGCAAAGGAACAGUGUUAAUUGCUGACUUUACAGUGUUUGACGGUGCAAGAGUUUUUCUUUUCUUAAAAAGAUUUUAUUUAUUUAUUUAUUUAUUCGACAGCGAGCGAGUGAGCGGUGCGCGCCAGGCAGAGAGGGAGCGCGAGCGGGGAGAGCGGGGAGCCCCGUGGGGCUCCAUCCCAGGACCUGAGCCUCAGGCAUUGCCUAAGGACUGAGCCACCCAGGUGCCCUGAAAAAACGUUUUCACUGGUGCUGUUUUAUCUGAUAACCAAAGGCUUUUGGUUAAUUCUUUCCCUGCUGUCCUGUCACAGACACUUGGCGGUACACUUUAGUAGUACUGCUUUUUCAGUGCUGUCAUCUUGAGGAAUAAUUGACACUUGUUUUAUUUACUUAUUUUUUCCCCUGAAGUAAGCGCUACGCUGAUGUGGGGCUUGAGCUCAUGACCUUGCAUAUGACAAGGCGAGCUAGGGGAGCUGGGGAAGGGGUGAGAGAGGGAGGAUGCGAGAGUCUGGAGCCACUCCCAGCCCAGCUGGGAGCUGACGCGGGGCUCCAUCCCAGGACCCUGCGAUCACGACCGGAGCCCAAGGCACAGGCUUCAACCCACUGAGCCACCCAGGCGCCCCCUCCCCGUCACUUUUAAUAGGAGUUUCAUAUGAAUCAGGUUUUCAUAGAGUACUAAAAUUUUUUUUCUAGUUGGCUUCAAGGGACCCUCAGAAACAAAGCACCAAAAUGUGAUGGUAUUUGACAUUUUUAUAAAUUUAGUAUAACCAUUAUUUCUCACCUUUCCCAGCCUGAGAAUUUGCUAGAAAUUCGUACUGCCAGCCAGUGACUGGAAAAUUCUCCCUGCAUCCCUGGCUCUCUCCCAGAGCACGUUUCCGUAUUACGUCUUUGGAGAGUCCUUUCUGUCUGUGGAAACAGUGUUCUUGAUGUUACAGUGUUGCACGUCCGCCAGGGACAACUUUCCUUCUCAUACUUUGUGAUUCACUUUUUCACAAGAGAUCACAAAUACAGGAGUUUCUGUUUGAUGAGUAUUUCCACGCAGAUGCUCAGGUGUGAUGACCGUACCCUGUGCCUUGACUUAAGGGGACGCCCUGCCACGUAGCGGCGCUGGGCGUGUGUCCUGAGCCACGGGUCAGGCCGAGGAAGGAGUCUUGUCUUCCUGGGUCUUGUGCCUCAGGUGGUAUUGCUGUUGGUGUCAUGAUUUUCCAGAAGCGGUUGUGCAGCUCUUGAUGGAGUUCCCGUUCUCGUCUGGGAGCACCGCGCUUCAUUCGGUGGGAAAUGUGCAUGGGCUCACCUGUGAUCUGUGCCAGCCAGACUGCGGGGUCAUGGUCGGGCCCCCACAGCCCGGCGCUGACGUGGCCCAGCAGUUCCAGUACGCCGUGCGCGUCAUCGGCAGCAACUUCGCCCCGACGGUCGAGAGAGACGAAUUUCUUGUAGCGGAAAAAAUCAAGAAAGAACUUAUCCGGCAAAGACGAGAGGCGGAUGCUGCCUUGUUCUCGGAGCUGCAUAGGAAGUUACACUCACAGGGAGUUUUGAAAAAUAAAUGGUCCAUUCUCUACCUCUUGCUAAGCCUUAGUGAAGAUCCGCGCAAGCAGCCGAACAAGGUUUCCACCUACGCCGCGUUAUUUGCCCAGGCGUUGCCAAGAGAUGCUCACUCGACUCCCUGCUACUACGCCAGGCCUCAGACGCUGCCGCUGAGCUACCAGGAUCGCAGCACCCCGUCGGCCCCGAGCGCCGGCAGCCUGGGAAGCAGCGGCGUCAGCAGCAUAAGUGUGUACGCCUUAAACGGCCCGACCCCAGCGCCACAGGGUCUCCUUCCAGGACAGCCUCAUCACGCGCCCGGAGUAGGGGACGGUCUGCGGCAGCAGUUGGGGUCACGUGUCGCGUGGACUCUGACUGCAAACCAGCCUUCUUCACAAACCACUACCUCAAAAGGUCUCCCGAGCGCGGUUUCUCGCAACAUGACAAGACCAAGGAGGGAAGGGGACGCAGGUGGUGCUGCGGAAGUGACCGAGGCAGCGCUCGUCAGAGACAUCCUGUACGUCUUCCAGGGCAUAGACGGCAAGAACAUCAAGAUGAGCAGCGCGGAGAACUGCUACAAAGUGGAGGCCAAGGCAAACCUAAGUAGAUCUUUGAGGGAUACGGCAGUGAGACUUGGGGAGUUGGGAUGGUUACACAAUAAAAUCAGAAAAUACACCGACCAGAGGAGUCUAGACCGCUCAUUUGGACUUGUGGGUCAGAGUUUCUGUGCUGCCUUGCAUCAGGAGCUGAAGGAGUACUACCGGCUGCUCUCUGUUCUCCAUUCCCAGCUGCAGUUAGAGGACGACCAGGGUGUGAACUUGGGCCUCGAGAGUAGCCUGACCCUCCGGCGCCUGCUGGUUUGGACGUACGACCCCAAGAUAAGACUGAAGACUCUGGCGGCCCUGGUGGACCAUUGCCAAGGAAGGAAAGGGGGUGAGCUGGCCUCCGCCGUGCACGCGUACACGAAGACAGGAGACCCGUACGUGAGGUCGCUGGUGCGGCACAUCCUCAGCCUGGUGUCCCACCCCGUGCUGAGUUUCCUGUACCGCUGGAUCUACGACGGGGAGCUCGAGGACACGUACCACGAAUUUUUUGUAGCCUCCGACCCAGCGGUGAAGACAGACCGCCUGUGGCAGGACAAGUACACCUUGCGGAAAUCCAUGAUUCCCUCCUUCAUCACGAUGGACCAGUCCAGAAAGGUCCUUUUGAUAGGAAAGUCAAUAAAUUUCCUGCACCAGGUCUGUCAUGACCAGACGCCCACCGCAAAGAUGAUAGCAGUGACCAAGUCUGCAGACUCCCCCCAGGAUGCUACAGAUUUGUUCACAGAUCUGGAGAACGCGUUUCGGGGGAAAAUCGACGCGGCCUACUUUGAGACCAGCAAGUACCUGUUGGACGUCCUGAACAAGAGGUACAGCCUGCUGGACCACAUGCAGGCCAUGAGGCGGUACCUGCUGCUCGGACAGGGCGACUUCAUACGACACCUGAUGGACCUUCUCAAACCGGAACUUGUCCGUCCAGCUACAACUUUGUAUCAACACAACUUGACUGGAAUUCUUGAAACAGCCGUCAGAGCCACCAACGCCCAGUUUGACAGCCCCGAGAUCCUCCGGAGGCUGGAUGUGAGGCUGCUCGAGGUCUCUCCAGGUGACACCGGGUGGGACGUGUUCAGCCUGGACUACCACGUCGAUGGGCCCAUCGCAACGGUGUUUACGCGCGAGUGUAUGAGCCACUACCUGCGGGUGUUUAACUUCCUGUGGAGGGCCAAGCGGAUGGAGUACAUCCUGACCGACAUCCGGAAGGGCCACAUGUGCAACGCCAAGCUCCUGAGAAACAUGCCCGAGUUCUCCGGGGUGCUGCACCACUGCCACAUUCUGGCUUCCGAGAUGGUCCAUUUCAUCCACCAGAUGCAGUACUACAUCACGUUCGAGGUGCUGGAAUGUUCCUGGGAUGAGCUCUGGAACAAAGUGCAGCAGGCCCAAGACUUGGACCACAUCAUUGCGGCGCACGAGGGCUUCCUGGACACCAUCAUCUCCCGCUGUCUGCUGGACGCCGACUCCAGAGCACUUCUAAACCAGCUCAGAGCCGUGUUUGACCAGAUCAUCGAGCUCCAGAACGCGCAGGACACCAUAUACAGAGCCGCGCUGGGGGAGCUGCAGAGGCGACUGCAGUUUGAAGAGAAGAGGAAGCAGCGUGAGGCCGAGGGCCAGUGGGGAGUGACAGCCGCGGAGGAGGAGGAGGAGAACAAGAGGGUUCAAGAGUUCCGAGAAUCGAUCCCGAAGAUGUGCUCGCAGCUGCGGAUUUUGACCCACUUCUACCAGGGCGUCGUGCGGCAGUUUCUGGUGUUGCUGACGACCAGCUCCGAUGAAAGCCUUCGGUUUCUCAGCUUCAGGCUGGACUUCAACGAGCACUACGAAGCCCGAGAGCCGAGACUCCGGGUGUCUCUGGGUUCCCGAGGGCGGCGCGGCUCCCACACGUGAACCCUUCCCUGUCCUCAGGGAGCCGCCUGCACUGGGCACUGCAUUCCGAGACCAACACAUUCAGAUCCUCAAGGCCACCGGCAUGUCCGCCUGUCCUGCCCACGUGUCCUUCAGUAUUCUCGAUGGCGUCUGCAGAGUCCAAUCCUGUUCUCCUACAGCCAAGGCGAAUAUAUUGUAACCUCACCAGUUACGAUGCUGGUUUGCACUAUUCGGGUUUAUUUUUUGAAGUCGUCAUAGUAGAGACACACCACACUUGGUUGAGGCUUCUGAAGCUCUUCGCGAUAUAAUUUAUAUUUGUCACUUUCUAAAAACUCACAGUUGCUUUUAGAGAAAAUUAGAGCGAAUGGAUGUUCAUCAGUUAAGACGGUGAUGUCAUUGCUAUUUUUUUAACCUCCUCUUUAGAGGGAUUUUUUGUUACAUAAUCUAAUUAAAUUGAAACAGAAUGUCCCUACUAAGAAAAUAUAUAGAGCAUUUUAUUUUGGUUUGUAGUGUGUAAAAUAUUAACCUCUGUAAGAACGCUUAUUCUUCUUUCAAAGUUUACAUUUUUAUAUUUAAUUUACUCCUUCAGAUAACUUCUAAACUAGUGUAGGCCCAGUUUAGUGGGGGGGGCAUGAACUGGACGCCCACGAGCCUCCAUUUCCAUCUGUCGGCCGAAGCGACAUGUAAAUACGGAUGACUAGAAAGUUAACCAACUAUUUUAUUUUCGAAUUCUGAUAAGCAUUGGGAAGAAACUGACUUGAAUAAUGAAGAUUUCCUUUCUCCUUGCCUAUUUUUUCAUUGUAAAUAUUUAUAUACUACUGACCAGAUGUGGGGGAAACUGUUUUUUGUAAAAACGUCAUAUCAAGUCACAUAAAUCUGCCUUUAUGAUGUUGCAUAAGUGAAACUUAGAGAAUUAAAAGCAGUUAUCUUUCCGACGUA
Messenger RNA from Neogale vison (American mink), 4964 nucleotides. It is a transcript of the gene TUBGCP3, whose product is annotated as tubulin gamma complex associated protein 3. Lineage: Eukaryota; Metazoa; Chordata; Mammalia; Carnivora; Mustelidae. Gene Ontology annotation, biological process: meiotic cell cycle; microtubule nucleation; cytoplasmic microtubule organization. Gene Ontology annotation, cellular component: equatorial microtubule organizing center; spindle pole; centrosome. The record is from RefSeq and is a predicted model, not a curated record. Gene Ontology annotation, molecular function: gamma-tubulin binding; microtubule minus-end binding. Bases 1278 to 4046 code for a protein of 922 amino acids. The transcript is spliced from 23 exons.